UUCGCAACCAGUCUGGAGCUUUCCGCUUCACCGUGGCGCAUUUCUUCAAGGUGACGGAACCUCUGCCACCUGUCAGGACAAGUCCUGCAGACAGUGUGAUGACACUUAAUAUGCGUGAAAAAGACACCUCACUUUGACCGUGAGCAACGCGUGCAGCGGGGAGCACAUUAAAUACUGUGACAAACGUCAUGUUGGAUAAAUUUGGACCGCAGACCGCCGGUGUGGUUGUCUCCAGCGCGGACCUCCAGCUCAAACUGACGGACAACAAGAGCAGCCUGGCCGCAGCAGGGAUGGGGAUGGAGAACGGCACUGGAAAGAAACUCAUAGAGAUAACUGGACCGGCUUUAUCCAAAAGAAAGCUUCUGGUCGGUUUAGACCUGCUGUGCCUCUUCCUCGCUUCCAUCCCUUUCUUUGCAUGUGAGCUGAAGACAGUGAGUCCAUACAGAAGGGGCUUCAUGUGCGGGGACCCCAGUAUCACCUACCCCUACCUGCCCAGUGAGGCCAUACCGGAUGAACUGCUCAUCGCUGGUGGCAUCAUCAUCACCGGCCUUACAAUCGCCCUCGGGGAGUGUUACCGGGUGCGUUACCGUGCUGUAAGCUCCAAGGCCUUUGUCAGGAACCUGUAUGUGUCCUGUCUGUACAAGGAGCUGGGCUGCUUCCUGUUCGGCUGCUGUGUCGGCCAAUCACUGACCAACAUGGCCAAGCUGAGCGUCGGCCGGCUGCGGCCACACUUCCUAUCUGUGUGUGGUGUCACCUACGCGUCGCUCAACUGCACACCGGGGACCUACGUUGCAACAGUGAGCUGCCACCAGCGCGACCACCGGUUAGAGGAGGAGGCCAGGAAGUCCUUCUUCUCUGGUCACGCGUCCUUCGCGAUGUACACAAUGCUCUAUUUAGCUUUUUACUUGCAGGCGCGGUUGACAUGGCGUGGGGCUCGGCUGCUGAGGCCUGCGAUCCAGUUCUUCCUGGUUCUGCUGGCAGUCUACACAGGUCUGACCCGCAUCUCAGACUACAGGCACCACCCGUCCGACGUGCUAACUGGUUACAUACAGGGAGCCUUCACUGCUUACUGGGUGGCCUUCCACAUCUCGUCCAUGUUUAAAAGCUCCAGCUCAGAUCUGUCUCCUACUCCAACUUUGGACAGCCCCUUGUCACCCAAUCAUACUGUCUGUUAAAUGUCAUAUCCACCAACCCCUGCCAGCAUGGACCAACAUCCACCUGCCUGUAGUCUUGCAUGGAUAGACAAGAGAUUUGAACAAUGUGAGACCAUUUCCUGUGAAGUCAAACCACAUACCUCAGUAUUUGGACAGAGUCUGAGAGAGCGAGGGGGACAGUAGAGAUUGUGUGAUACUGAAUGUGGCCCAAAAGAGAAAACAAAUGAACCGAGAGAAAGGAAGACUGAGGGAACUGAAAGUGAUACGGGCUCGGCUUGAGUGUUGUGUAAGCAGCUUGUGCACUCGACCCUUUGACCCUCGCUUGUGAUACUUACCUGUGAGAUGAGACGACUGAAUUGUGACCACACAGAAACCACUACCACUAUAAAUGUCACCUGUAAAUAUAUACAGAUUUUUAUACAACUCAAAUGAUACUGUAAAAGCACUUUUUGAUUUCCAUUUUAGUAUUAUUAAUUACCACUUUGUAAUGAUUUGUAGGAUGUAAUCUAUUUUAUACAAAUGUGCUGUAGCUGUUUUUUUUUUUUUUUACAUAAAACAAGUGAAUGUAAUGGUGUUGAAGGAAAGUGUGUACCAGUAGAUGUGUUUGGGUGUGUCCGUCCGUCUGUGUGCAGUGUGUCAGAUAUGUAGUUUAUUGAUCAGAGAAUGACUAUGAGAAUGUCCAUACAGUAGAUAUAAUCCAUGUUAGAAGAGAUGCUACUAGUUUUUUAUAAUGCUAUGUAUGUUGCUAGGCUACUUACCAGUCCAAGAGCACACAGAUCAUUAAAGAAAAAGGUUUAAGUAGAGUUUGUCACAGUUUUUCUAAAAUUCUAACACUCAUUCUCAUUUUGAGAAUAAAAAUUUUGGAUGUUAUUGCUUUUAAAAGAUUAAUACUGUACAUCCUGUAUGAGUUUGAUAGUUUAAUAGUUUAAUAGAUUGCUUUUGGCCACUUUUGGGGGUUGCCCAACAAGCUUUUAUUGACAUUACCACCAUAUUAACUUCAAGUCCAAUGUUCACUCUCCUUUCAGCUCUGUUUUGUUCACCCUCAUCUCCUGAGAAAAAAAUAUUUGGCUGUUUAGCUGCUAAA
Thunnus maccoyii (southern bluefin tuna) is the source of this 2238-nucleotide messenger RNA. RefSeq names its product phospholipid phosphatase 3-like. NCBI's taxonomy places the organism in Eukaryota, Metazoa, Chordata, Actinopteri, Scombriformes, Scombridae. Gene Ontology annotation, biological process: phospholipid metabolic process; phospholipid dephosphorylation; signal transduction. The transcript is spliced from 7 exons. Gene Ontology annotation, molecular function: phosphatidate phosphatase activity. Bases 189 to 1175 code for a protein of 328 amino acids. The record is from RefSeq and is a predicted model, not a curated record.